Capronia coronata CBS 617.96 is the source of this 1797-nucleotide messenger RNA. RefSeq lists its product as uncharacterized. The transcript has 3 exons. The record is from RefSeq and is a predicted model, not a curated record. NCBI's taxonomy places the organism in Eukaryota, Fungi, Ascomycota, Eurotiomycetes, Chaetothyriales, Herpotrichiellaceae. Bases 1 to 1797 code for a protein of 598 amino acids. Gene Ontology annotation, molecular function: DNA binding; protein binding.
AUGAGUUCGCUACUCACGAAGCUCCCGGACGAAGUGCUCCAGGUGAUUUUGUAUUAUAUGUCGCCUCCGACGAAUGCAGCCCUACAGCAAACAUGCCGACGGUUUAUUGAUGUGGCUAAUGAGCCUCUGCUCUGGAAAUGCUAUUGCGAGCGGUAUUUUCGAUGGUGGGAUAAACGGCAUCAGAUCAAAGCCAAAUUUCAAGAUGCCACCUUCGACGACUGGAAAGCCGUGUAUGCCGAUCGCUACAUUGCGUUUUCUACGACAAGGAAUGCCAUCAAAAGGGUCAUCUCCGAAGAGCGCGGACGUUUGGAUGCUGUCAAGUCCGUUCUGGACGCCGGCUACGAUGCCAAAGACACUCUGAUCGAUAUGUUCUGGCAUGCUUCUUCCUCCGAGAACCACUUGGCGCAGAGAUAUUGGAGCCAUGCUAUUCUCGGCUGUCUACAUCGACUGCUGGCAGUGGAGGAGUGGGUGAGAUUGAGAGCCCAUGGCGAAGCUACAAUUCCAUUUGAAGGACCUCUUGCUGCACUUGACAUGUUCGUCCUUGAAGAGCGACCCGAGGGCGACAUGGACGACAUCUUCUCUCGACUGGAUUCCUACGUCGCUUCAGUUCGCGCAGCACAUCCCGAUAUCGACGAUAUGACGCCGCGAGAGAAAGCCAUCACGAUCGCCGACCAUCUUAUUGAAAACAAAUGGGUGGGGAUCCAGGGAGAUCGCCACUACCACAGCCUCGACCACAUGUUCCUCGGAGUGUCAUUAUUUAGUGAGAACCGAAACUCCGUCCCGCUGGUAUCCGCCGUCAUAUUCUGCUAUAUCGCGCGGCAAUAUGGCCUGCGUGCCUCACCAUGCAGUUUUCCAUUCCACGUCCACGCUCUAGUCGAACCUCCUGAAGGAAUCGACCUUGACGGCAAUCCUCUCCCCGAUGGCUUCCAGUCCGACGUCGGCCCCAACGCCGUGCCGUCCGAACUGACACACAUGUACAUGGACCCAUUCAACACGUCCGAACCGAUACCGCUAUCUUCACUUCAGACUCAACUGGUUUUUAUUGCCCCAACCUCGACGCCCAACCAAACCACAUCAUACCUGUCCGGUGCAACGACACGCGACAUGACAAUCCGUACGGCACAUAACAUCCUGUCUUCGUCCACCCAUUACCCAGGCGCUCCCGCCCACCCCAUAAACCGCCGUCUAGCAACCUACGCAGCCCUUUUCUCACUAGUGAUCCUGCCAUCUCCACAUACCGCACAACCAGCCAACCUGCGCCAGCAUCUGGCGGUCCUGACGCAACAUUUCCUUGAGUUCUUUGAUCUGGAUAUCCACCUAUACGAAACGCACGUGUUGCCACUGACCGACCUCCUGCCUGACGGCGAGGCGUACCGCAGUCUCAUUCAGCAACUCAAAGAAGCGGACCACGAAUCCAAGUCACCCAAGCAUCGCUCCGACCCGCAAAACUCGGUGGUCAAGUAUCGCGUGGGCCAGAUCUUCCGACACCGGCGCCGUGGAUAUCUCGCCGUCAUAUAUGGAUGGGAUCCAUACUGUCGUAUGCAGGAACAGUGGAUCACCAUGAAUCGAGUGGAUCGCUUGCCCAAUGGCCGUCAUCAGCCAUUCUAUAACGUCCUGGUGGACGACGAGUCGACACGCUAUGUGGCCGAGGAGAAUGUGGUAGUGCUGGAGCCUGAUGAGGUCACAGAGGACGUGCUGGAUGCGUUCCCCGUCGAGAUCGGUAAGUGGUUCAAGAGGUUUGAUGGCGAGACCGGCACAUUUGUGAGUAACGUGCGCGACGAGUAUCCCGAGGAUUGA